AUGCAAGCGGAGAUGGAGAAAACAGAGCAAGAGGAGAAUGGGUUCGUUGAGAUUACUGAUAAUUUGAAGAUAAUUGUUGGAGUUACACUUCUAUUCAUUCUAAAUUACAUGUUUGCGCUUUAUGUGGAAUUAAAGCCAUACCAAGCUGCUCCUCUGUAG
Molecule: messenger RNA, 159 nt
Organism: Nematocida ausubeli
Lineage: Eukaryota; Fungi; Microsporidia
Exons: 1
Coding region: 1-159 (52 amino acids)
Source: RefSeq, a predicted model, not a curated record